Molecule: messenger RNA, 6837 nt
Organism: Closterium sp. Naga37s-1
Lineage: Eukaryota; Viridiplantae; Streptophyta; Zygnematophyceae; Desmidiales; Closteriaceae
Source: the annotation of a GenBank genome assembly
AUGCCGCUAACUGUGACCUAUCAGGCUCCUCCUCCCAUCCAAAGGAAAAUAUCUCCUGGGACUACCCCACACACACUAGUAGGACCUGUAGGGAGCGGAAAACACGGCGCGAAUGGCGGCGGAAAUGGCGGUGGAAAGCCAGGAAAGCCCGGACAAGGCCUCACCGUCUUAGGGUUUGUUCAACAGGCGCAGUUCGUGCAGUUCGUGCUUGACCCUUGGACCGCUCGAAUAUGCGCCGCGAGCGAGGGUGCAUGCGACGCGUUAGGUUACACUUUCGAGGAGCUAGAAGCGCUAACGCUAUGCGGUUUAGUUGACGGUUUGCCGUUACCGGAAUGGCUGCAGCUGGUUGCUCCCCUUGCGACCGGAGAGCAGCGCGGCGCGAAGCUCAACGCGGUGUUGAGACCAGGAAGCGGUGCAGGCGGGACGGGCGGAAGCGCAGCGGAAACCCGGGGGGAAGACGCGGGGGGAACCGAAAAUGAGGGUUUCGUUGGGGGGGACGGCAUUGGCCGGUCCAGUAGCCGAAGCAGCGGAGGAGGUUCGGAAGCAGCGGGGUUGUCGCUGGUUCGGCGGAAGACUUGGGGAACGGGAGCUGGCGGCGCGGGACGAGGCGGAAGCGGAAGCGGAGGGGGAGGCGGGGGAGUAAGGACGGGGGUUUCCGCGGGUGCGGAGGUUUCUGCGCUGAACGCGGGGCUGCGCACGAGCACGUCUGAGGACGUGCGGUCGUUCUCGUCCACGUCAGACAGCUUUUCUCGGGACGGGUUCGCGCAGAAUCAAAUAUUUUCGGAUGACGACGAUGACGAUGACGAGGACGACUAUGGCGGGGACGGGAUGCCACAGACGGGCUCCGGCGGCCCGGGCGCCUUGAGGUGCCUCUUAGUAGGCUCCUUAAACCACGGAAGCGGCUCGGAGCAGCAGGACGGAAGCGUGCGGGGCGGGCAGGGCGCAGAGGAGGGGAUUGGCGGGAAUGGCGGAAGCUGGGAAGUUGGCGCGGGCGGAAGCGGGGCGGAAUACAGGGCGGCGGGCAAUGGAGGGGAGUGCAAAGCGGAGAGUUUCGCGAGUGAAAGUGACUCUGAGGAGGAUUUCCCACUCGGGCGGAGAGGGGGAGCGGACGAGGAGCGGAUGGGGGGAGCGGAGCGGUUUGGGGGAAGCGGAACCACGGUUGGAGGGGGAAGAAUGGGGGGAGCGGGGGCGGGGGGGAAGACAGUGCGGGGAAUGGUGGCUAUGUCCCCCGAGAGGAGGUGGUGUGGGACGAGCGGAGGGGGAAGGGGGAAGGGAGGGGGGUCGUGGGGCGGAGAGAGGGGGUUUGUGGCGGAAGAAGGGGAAUUCGAGGCGGAGGGGGAGACGAGGGGGGAUGGGAGGGGAGAGGUGAGGGGAGAGGGAAGGGUGGAGGGGAGGGGGGCGGGGAGGAGGCAGGAAAGAAAGCAGGCGGAAGCUGUUUCUGUUGUUGGUGGUCGUGAUAGGGGUCAUGGUGGUGGGGGUGGUGAUGAUGAUGAGGAUGAUGAUGAGAUGUGUCUUGGCCCUACGAGGGCACAGACGCUGGGAAGGCUGUCUGAGAGGAAUGGGAGAAGAAUGAGAUUCAAAUCAGAGGGUGGUGGUUUCACCCACUCAUGGCUGGAUGACGUGCCGGACUCCCAUUGGCUCCCGGACCUGCACGUCCGGGCCCACCUGGACGAAGCAGGGAUAGGUCUGGCGGGGCUCCGCCUGGGAAGUGGCGAGCUGGUUCACUGCAGCGCUGCUCUGGCCGCCAUGCUGGGGCGAUCAGUGAACGCACUUGAGGGGUCUCCCCUGCAGAACUUCCUCAGCGCCCCUGCCAUUCGCAGCUUCCAGAGCUGGUUCGGCAGCAUCUCAGCAGCGACUCUGUCAGCACACGCACAGCACCUAUCACCACAUGCCACGUGGCACAGGCAGUCGCACCAUGACCUGCACGUCCUCAUGCCAGGAGGCAGCAUGCGGCGCAUUCGCCUCACAUGCCACGUGGCACCAGCAGCAGAUGCUGCAGCUGGUGUAAGGGGCGAUGACCCUCCCUCCAUGUUCAUGGCUCUCUUCUGCGACCUCUCUGCUGCUCUGCACGGCUCCAAGGAGGUGCGUGCAAAGCGGUGUGCUUUCAUUCUCCAGCACCUUCCAGCAGGAGUGGCGCACAUGCUUCCAGAGGAGAGAACCAGAGGGGGAAGCGGAGGGGGGGGGAGCGGCGGGGGGAGCGGCAACAGUGCUGGUAGUGGUAGGGGCGGCAGGGGGGAGAGGAGUGGUGGCAGCAGCAGCAACGGGGAUGAGGUGGUUAUUAACCCUCAUAUGGAGGCAAUUACGGGGUAUUCACGGGAGGAGCUGAGCACAGUGGAUUCGUGGUUCUCGCGCCUGUUCAGGGAAAGGGCAGAAGAGGUGCGGCAGAUUCUGGAAGCAGAUCGUGCAAUGGGGUUCAGGGAGUCGAGAACUCUGAGGAUGGUGCGCAGGGAUGGAGAGCCGCGGUGGCUGGAGGUGGCUGUGAGGGACUGUGGGGCGGGAGGGGGCGACCUGUGGGUGCGGCAGAUCCUGGAAGCGGACAGGGCGAUGGGGUUCCGGGAGUCGAGAACACUGAGAAUGGUGCGCAGGGACGAAGAGCCGCAGUGGUUAGAGGUGGCUGUGAGGGACUGUGGGGCGGGAGGGGGCGACCUGUGGGUGCGGCAAAUUCUUGAAGCGGACAGGGCGAUGGGGUUCAGGGAGUCGAGAACGCUCAGGAUGGUGCGCAGGGACGGAGAGCCGCGGUGGCUGGAGGUGGCUGCGAGGGACUGUGGGGCGGGAGGGGGCGACCUGUGGGUGGUGAGCGAUAUCACGGACCAUCUGAUCGUGCGGGAGAAGUUCCGGCUGCUCUAUGAAGCCUCGUCGGACGGCUACCUCGUAUUUGAUGACACAGGGAUCACGGAGUGCAACGACGCCGCCAUCCACUGCCUGCGCUGCAGCGACAAGAGCGAGCUCAUCGGGCGGCAUCCCGCGUACUUUUCCCCCGAGCGCCAGCCGGACGGGCGGCGGUCGGACGAGAAGGCCGUUGAGAUGGUGGCUCUGGCUACCGAAACGGGCAUGCACAAGUUUGAGUGGAUGCACAUGCGAAAAGAUGGGUCACUAUUCCCGGUAGAAGUCACCCUCUCUUUUCUCCAGCUAGAGCACAACCGCCCCAUGCACAUGGUCGUCUGGCACGACCUCUCGGAAAUCAAGCGCCAGGCACGGGAGCUGCAGGCAGCUAAGGAGGCGGCUGAGCGGGCGAACCAGGCCAAGAGCCAGUUCCUGGCGAAUAUGAGCCACGAGAUCCGCACCCCCAUGAAUGGUGUGAUCGGGGUGGCAGAGCUUCUCCUGGGCACAGACCUGACCGCAGAGCAGCGCUCCUACCUGGAGAUCAUCCGCUCCUCAGGAGACAACCUCCUUCGAAUCAUCUCGGACGUGCUCGACCUGUCCAAGAUCGAAUCAAAGAAUCUGGCGCUGGAGAGCAUCGAGUUCAACAUGCACCAGCAGGUGACGGAGGCUCUGGCGCUGCUUGAAGUGGUGGCGAAAGACAAGGGGCUAUUCCUGGAGUUGGAUAUCCAUGAGGAGGUGCCGGCGGUGGUGAUGGGGGACCCUGUGAGGCUGCGGCAAGUCCUGCUGAACCUCAUUUCCAACUCCAUCAAGUUCACUGAAACCCACGCAGGUAGAGCUGGGGGAGGUGGAGGAGGCGAGGAGGGAGAGCAGCAAGUAAGAGGCGGCAAUCAUCAUACUCCAUGCACACUCUCUCUUCCUCCUUGUUCUCUCCCUCUCCUCCCUUCCAUUCCCAGUGGCGGCAUCACUGUGAUUCUGCGCCUAGCCACGCAUGCAGAGCUGGGGGAGGUGGAGGAGGCGAGGAGGGAGAGCAGCAAGUGUAUGAGCGUGCAGCGGGGGGACGGGGGCGAGAGCAAGGAGAAGGGGGAGGGCAGCUCUGACAACCUGUUGACAUCAGCAGAGGGAGGAGCAGGAGUAGGAGGAGGAAAGACAGGUGGUGGUGGUGGUGGUGGUGGUGGUUCAGGAGGGAAGGGUGAGAAGGGUGAGAAGGGAGAGAAGGGAGAUAACGGAGCAAAGGGAGCGGUGAGAAGGAGAGAAGCAGCAGCAGAGUCCGAGGGGGGAGGGAAGCCAGAGAAGGUGGGGAAAGAAGCAGCAGAGGAGCAGCAGCAGCAGAGUGUGGUGGUGCGGUUUGAGGUGCGGGACACGGGAGUGGGCAUGGACGAGGCGGCCAAGGGGCGGCUCUUCAAGGCGUUCUCCCAGGCGGACAACUCCACCAGCCGCAGAUAUGGCGGCACGGGGCUGGGGCUCGCCAUUUGCAAAAGCCUUUGUUUCUUGAUGGGGGGAGACAUUGGCAUGCACAGCCAGGUGGGAGAGGGGUCGACGUUUUUCUUCUACGUGAGAAUGCAGCGCGUGAACCCCAAGGAGAGCGCCAAGCCGGCAGGGGAGAGUGCCACGAGCAGCGAUGCAGAGCCGCUGUGGGUGCAGCUGCAGCACAUACGCGUUCUGGUGGCAGAGGGGUUGUUGUCACAUCACGAGGGGGGUGUUGCCACGAGCAGCGAUGCGGAGCCGCUGUGGGUGCAGCUGCAGCACAUACGCGUGUUGGUGGCAGAGGUGAGGAGAGGAGGGAGUGAUUGUAUGUGUCACAAGACAGUGGAGAGUGCCACGAGCAGCGAUGCGGAGCCACUGUGGGUGCAGCUGUGGGUGCAGCUGCAGCACAUUCGCGUUCUGGUGGCCGAGCAACGCAAGCUGGCAGGGGAGAGCCCCAAGGUGGCAGGGGAGAGUGUGAGAUCUGUUGCCAUGUGGAGAAACCCACCCAUUCCCCCUUCGCCCCACCCUCACCAGUACAACAAGGAUAACAAGGUGAAUCAGAUGGUAGCGACGCGCAUGCUGCACAACCUGGGGCUCAAAUACGAUGUGGUGGAGAAUGGCAGGCUGGAUUGCCUGGCCGUGCAGGCUUGCUGUGAGAGAGUCUCACUCCCUCCCAACCCACCCCUCUGCCCAUCCCCCCAACCCACCUGCCACCAGGACAACAAAGUGAACCAGAUGGUAGCAACGCGCAUGCUGCACAACCUGGGGCUCAAAUACGAUGUGGUGGAGAAUGGCAGGCUGGAUUGCCUGGCCGUGCAGGCUUGCUGUGAGAGAGUCUCACUCCCUCCCAACCCACCCCUCUGCCCAUCCCCCCAACCCACCUGCCACCAGGACAACAAAGUGAACCAGAUGGUAGCAACGCGCAUGCUGCACAACCUGGGGCUCAAAUACGAUGUGGUGGAGAAUGGCAGGCUGGAUUGCCUGGCCGUGCAGGCUUGCUGUGAGAGAGUCUCACUCCCUCCCAACCCACCCCUCUGCCCAUCCCCCCAACCCACCUGCCACCAGGACAACAAAGUGAACCAGAUGGUAGCAACGCGCAUGCUGCACAACCUGGGCCUCAAAUACGACGUGGUGGAGAAUGGCAGACUGGCCGUGCAGGCGUGUGCUGACCGGCACUACGAUGUGGUGCUCAUGGUGGGUGGUGAUGGUGAUGGGGGAGUGUUUGUAGCACGUGCGCAUGGAAUGAGGGGAGAAUGGGAGGCUGGCGGUGCAGGCAUCCGUGUGUUGGGGGCCAUGCUGCACAACCUGGGGCUCAAAUACGACGUGGUGGAGAACGGCGGGCUGGCGGUGCAGGCGUGUGCUGACAGGCACUACGACGUGGUGCUCAUGGACUGCCACAUGCCUGAGAUGGACGGCUAUGAAGCCACCCGCAACAUACGGGCCAUGGAGGAGGAGAGACUCGCUGCCUAUGCUGCUGCUUGUGCUGGUACUGUUGCUCCUCCUAAUUCCUUCUCGUCAACGCCUUCCCCUCCCUCCCCUCUCCCUCCUCCCCACCAGGACUGCCACAUGCCUGAGAUGGACGGGUAUGAAGCCACCCGCCACAUACGCGCUAUGGAAGAGGAGAGACUCGCUGCCUACGCUGCUGCUGGUGGUGGCGAUGGACGGGACUGCCACAUGCCUGAGAUGGACGGGUAUGAAGCCACCCGCCACAUACGCGCUAUGGAAGAGGAGAGACUCGCUGCCUACGCUGCUGCUGCUGGUGGCGAUGGACGGGACUGCCACAUGCCUGAGAUGGACGGGUAUGAAGCCACCCGCCACAUACGGGCCAUGGAGGAGGAGAGACUCGCUGCCUAUGCUGCUGCUGGUGGUGCUGCCACUAGUGGCAGGGGCAGCAGUGGUGGUGGUGGGUACGCAAGGAGUGGCAGCAGGGGGGGCUACGGCAGCAGCACAGACGGAGACAUGAGUGAAGCGAGCUCACCCAGCCAUCCCCACAGCAGUAGCAGCUCCCGCACCCGCCGUUCCCACCGGCCGCGCCGGACGUUCAUUGUGGCGCUUACCGCAUCGGCUCUUAGCGAGGAUAAAGACUCGUGCAUGGCAGCGGGAAUGGACCAUUACUUAGCUAAGCCCAUUCGGCCACGGGACCUAGAGAGAGUGAUAAGAGAGGGGAUGGUGAAGAGGAGGAGAGAGUCUAUUAGUGAGGAGGUAGGGUGUGAGGGGAGUGAGGGGUCAUUGUCACCACAGAUGGCUUAUAAAGGGGAUGAGGGCCCGGUUCCGUCCUUUGGUGCUUGGGGCGGGCGAGACGUGCGAGAGUGGGGAGAGGGGCAGGGAGGCCAAGGGCCGGCACUUGAUCCAUUCAGAGGAGGAAACGAGGAAGGGGGGGAGGAGGAAGAGGAGGAGGAGGAGGAAGAGGAGGAGGAGGAGGAGGAGGAGGAGGAGGAGGAGGAGGAGGAGGAGGAGGAGGAGGAGGAGGAGGAGGAGGAGGAGGAGGAGGAGGAGGAGGAGGAGGAGGAAGAAAUGUGUACAGGGUCUGAGAGUAGAAGUAUCUACUGA